Drosophila subobscura is the source of this 5893-nucleotide messenger RNA. RefSeq names its product glutamate receptor 1 (gene GluRIB). The coding region runs from base 103 to 3504 and encodes 1133 amino acids. Gene Ontology annotation, molecular function: glutamate-gated receptor activity; transmitter-gated monoatomic ion channel activity involved in regulation of postsynaptic membrane potential. The record is from RefSeq and is a predicted model, not a curated record. Gene Ontology annotation, cellular component: postsynaptic membrane; plasma membrane. Gene Ontology annotation, biological process: synaptic transmission, glutamatergic; modulation of chemical synaptic transmission. The transcript has 16 exons. NCBI's taxonomy places the organism in Eukaryota, Metazoa, Arthropoda, Insecta, Diptera, Drosophilidae.
AGACUCUCUCUCUCUGGCCAGGCAACAACAAGAGGCAACAGCAAGCAACAACAACAACAACAGCGGGAGGGUGGCAAGCAACAUUGAACAGGCGGCUGCAAAAUGCGCCACGGCUUAGAGUUGAGCUGCCUUUGGCCAAGCUUUUUAUUAUGGCUAACAUGGAGCCAAAGCAGCAGCAGCAGCAGCCACAGCAGCAGCAGCAACAGCAGAGGAGGAGGAGGAAUGGGCGGUGGAGGUGGAAUUGGAGGAGCCAGCGCACAGCCAUCAUUAACCGAGAAAAUCCCAUUAGGUGCCAUCUUUGAGCAGGGCACGGAUGAGGUGCAGUCGGCCUUCAAGUAUGCGAUGCUCAAUCACAAUCUGAAUGUCUCCUCCCGAAGGUUUGAGCUGCAGGCCUAUGUGGAUGUGAUUAAUACAGCGGAUGCCUUCAAGCUAUCCCGCUUAAUUUGCAAUCAAUUCUCGAGGGGAGUCUACUCCAUGCUGGGCGCCGUUUCCCCCGACUCCUUUGAUACCCUGCACUCCUAUUCGAAUACCUUUCAGAUGCCCUUCGUGACGCCCUGGUUUCCCGAGAAGGUGCUUACGCCAUCGUCUGGAUUUCUCGACUUUGCCCUCAGCAUGCGACCGGAUUAUCAUCAGGCAAUCAUUGAUACCAUACAAUUUUAUGGCUGGCGCAAGAUAAUUUAUCUAUACGAUUCACACGAUGGUCUAUUGCGCCUGCAGCAAAUCUAUCAGGGGCUGAAACCCGGCAACGAGUCCUUUCAAGUCGAGCUGGUCAAGCGCAUCUCCAAUGUCAGCAUGGCCAUCGAGUUCCUGCACACGCUGGAGCAAAUCGGACGCUUCACCAGCAAGCACAUCGUCCUCGACUGUCCCACGGAAAUGGCCAAACAAAUACUCAUCCAGCAUGUGCGCGAUUUGCGACUGGGACGUCGCACCUAUCACUAUUUGCUGAGUGGUUUGGUCAUGGACGAUCGCUGGGAGAGCGAGAUAAUCGAAUUUGGGGCCAUUAACAUUACAGGCUUUCGCAUUGUGGACACCAAUCGGCGGUUGGUGCGCGAAUUCUACGACAGUUGGAAGCGACUGGACCCACAGAUGAGUGUUGGGGCUGGCCGUGAAUCGAUUUCGGCCCAGGCAGCUCUCAUGUACGAUGCUGUGUUCGUUCUGGUCGAGGCGUUCAAUAAAAUCCUGCGCAAGAAACCGGAUCAAUUCAGGAACAAUGUGCAGCAACGUCGCAGCCAGAAUCUAAUGGUGGCCCAGGCGGCUGCUUCGACAUCCAGCGAUGGUCACGGCAACUACAACAGCAACAACAACAAUAAUGCCAAUGCCAGUGCCCACAGCGGUGGCGGUGCUGGUGGUGGCAUCGAUUCUGGAUCCAAUGGCGCCUCCUCGUCGUCGCGAGCAUUGGACUGUAAUACGGCCAAGGGCUGGGUGAAUGCCUGGGAACAUGGCGAUAAAAUAUCGCGUUAUUUGAGAAAGGUGGAAAUCGAGGGCCUUACGGGUGACAUCAAAUUCAAUGAUGACGGCAGACGCAUCAAUUACACGCUGCAUGUUGUUGAGAUGACUGUAAACAGUGCCAUGGUAAAAGUCGCCGAGUGGAAUGACGACGCCGGCCUGCAGCCGCUGAAUGCCAAGUAUGUGCGCUUGCGUCCGCAUGUGGAGUUUGAGAAGAAUCGCACAUACAUAGUGACCACUGUGCUGGAGGAGCCGUACAUAAUGCUGAAGCAGGCGGCCUUUGGCGAGAAGUUGCACGGCAAUGAGCGCUUCGAGGGCUAUUGCAAGGAUCUCGCGGAGUUGCUCUCCAAGGAAUUGGGCAUUAAUUAUGAACUCCGUUUGGUCAAGGAUGGCAAUUACGGUUCCGAGAAGUCAAAGACCCACGGCGGAUGGGAUGGCAUGGUGGGGGAGUUGGUGCGAAAGGAAGCGGAUAUUGCGAUUGCCGCCAUGACGAUUACCGCCGAACGCGAACGUGUCAUCGACUUUAGCAAGCCGUUCAUGUCGCUGGGCAUUUCCAUCAUGAUUAAGAAGCCAGUGAAGCAAACGCCCGGAGUGUUCAGCUUCAUGAAUCCUUUAUCACAGGAAAUUUGGGUGAGCGUCAUCUUCAGCUACAUUGGAGUGAGCAUCGUGCUGUUCUUUGUGUCACGCUUCUCGCCACAUGAAUGGCGUCUCGUGCAACAGCAGCCGCAACAAUCACAGUCGCCAGAUCCGCAUGCACAUCACGAACAACUUGCCAAUCAGCAGCCGCCCGGCAUCAUUGGAGGUGCAACCGGACCGAUGCCAGUGCCAGCAAUGCCACCCGGACCGCCCACACCCGGUGCCCAGUCGGCAGCCGGUGCCGCUGCCCUGCAGGCAGCACUCUCCGCAUCCGCAGCAGCAUCCGUUUCGGCAACCAGUGGCUCAUCCUCCUCGUCGGCAGUGAAUGAGUUCAGCAUUUGGAACAGCUUCUGGUUCUCAUUGGCCGCCUUCAUGCAGCAGGGCUGUGAUCUGUCGCCCCGUUCCGUUUCGGGUCGCAUUGCGGCCGCCUCCUGGUUCUUCUUCACUCUGAUACUCAUCUCCUCGUACACGGCCAAUCUGGCUGCAUUCCUCACCGUCGAGCGCAUGGUGACGCCGAUCAAUUCGGCCGAGGACCUGGCCAUGCAAACCGAGGUGCAAUAUGGCACUCUGUUGCAUGGCUCCACCUGGGAUUUCUUUAGGCGCUCCCAAAUCGCACUGCACAACAAAAUGUGGGAAUAUAUGAACUCCCGGCCGAAUGUCUUUGUGCAUACGUACGAUGAGGGCAUUAGACGCGUGCGCACCUCCAAGGGCAAGUACGCUCUGCUGGUGGAGUCACCGAAAAACGAAUAUGUGAACGCCAGGGAGCCAUGCGACACAAUGAAAGUGGGCCGCAAUCUGGAUACAAAAGGAUUUGGCAUUGCCACGCCGCUCGGCUCGGCCCUCAAGGAUCCCAUCAAUCUGGCUGUCCUCACGCUCAAGGAGAACGGCGAACUGAUCAAGUUGCGCAACAAAUGGUGGUACGACAAAACGGAAUGCAAGACGGACGGCCAGGAGGCAUCGCACAAUGAACUCUCGCUGAGCAAUGUGGCCGGAAUAUUCUACAUAUUGAUUGGCGGCCUGCUCGUCUCCGUGCUGGUGGCCAUACUCGAGUUCUGUUUCCGUCGCAAGGAUGGACGGAGCGCGGGCGGUGGCUCCAAUGGGCAUGGUCCUAUGGGUGCCAUGGGCGGUGCCAUGGGCGGCGGCAGCCUGGGCAAGGCCAAUGGCUCAAUGAUGCUGCAUGGACAGAAUAGUGGGGGAGUGCCGGGCGUCAUGCCACCGUCCACACAUCAAAGGAGCUCCCUGACGGACACAAUGCAUUCGAAGGCGAAAUUGACUAUCCAAGCGAGCCGCGACUAUGACAAUGGACGCGUUGGGUAUCUCAAUUGCGCCUCGUUGCAGUAUUAUCCACCCGCUCAGCUGUCAUCGAACCCUGGUGCCGAUGGCGUUGAGUCCCUGCACAUGAAUGCCCACGGUCAGGUCUGACACGAACACGCGCAGGAAUCGCGCCUCUGACGCACACCCUGCGCGCCCACAAUACGCCGCAUUAUGGCCAACAGUCGCCAGGAUACGGAGAAGAUGAUGGGGGGAGCGGGAGUGGGAGUGGUGGCGGCACCUCCAGCAAUCAGCUGCAAUAGCAGCCACGAAGGUAGCCUAUCGCCGGGCAGCGGUAGCGCCACUUUAAUGCGCCACUCACCGGACAUUAACCAGCACCAACAGCAGCAGCAGCAGCAGCAGCAGCAGCAUCCCUAUGGCAAGUAAGGAUCCCCACUACGCCUGUACCUAUUAAGUGACAUGCAGGGGGGGUUGUUGGGGUAUGCAGGGGUUCAAUGUCCGUUACGGAUAUUAAUCUUUGCACAAGUGCGAAAACGCAUUACACAAUAAAUUUCACUAACACUUUAUUUAUGUAUGCGUGUGCUGUGCGGUGUGUGUGCGGUGUGUGCCUGUGCGUGUGUGUGUGUGCAAUCAUUUGGCAAAUUCUUUUAGCCUGUCAGCAAAAGGCAAUGUUGGGCAUAUAAAUUAUUGCAUUACCGUUAACACUGCCAAGAGACGUGCAAACAAGAACAAAAACCAUAAAUAUAUUCACAAAUUUGUACGCUCUCAGCUGUGUGCGGGAUGUGACACAUACUCACACAUAAAUAAACACACAUACAUACAUAUAGAUAUAUAGGACAUACAUACAUACAUAUAUAAUGCAAUGCAAUUCAUUGCAUUCAAAUGACUGAUUAAUAUUUUUAAUAAACAAUAACAACAAAUAUGCGCCACACACACACACACACACACACGUAACACUUUCCAUAGCUAACAGGAAAAAAAACAACUCAAAAUGGGGUAAAAAAUUGGUUUAUAAAAUGGGUUAUAAAGUGGCUCAUAACGUUGGGAUUUCCAUCCAAUUUCUUUUUUGUUCCAUACCGGGGAUUUGUUGUCGCAUAUUUGUUUAUAAUUAAAUUACAGAAAACACAGACGCUCACACACACACACACACACACACACACACAACAAAAAAACUAAUGAAAACAAGAAGUGUCGAAGGGGGGCGUGGUGCUGCGGGGGAUCCUACAUAAAUAUUGUAAUAAAUUAAUUAGCGCUAAAUAAAGAAAAUAGUUUAAGCCCAUAGCUCUGAUCCAUGAAUGAACACAAAAAAAAAAAGGGAAAAAAAUAUUUCAGCAAUUGGCCAGGCAGCACAAUUUUUAAUUAAAUUUUAUUUUAAUUGAAAUUGUUUUGAUUUGAUUUGCACACAGAGAAAAGUGAGACCAGUAGUUAUUUUUCACAGAGAUUUGUGGACAGUUUUUAUUUCACAAAUCAAAAAGGAUUCGAGCAUUCCCGUUUGAUUAUUUUCUUGGCAGGAAGGGAAGGAGAGGAGAGCGUUAGUUUGUUUCAAUUUAUUUGAUUCUCUGCUUUGUCUAUUUGUUGAAUUUAAUUGUGUAUAUUAAUUGUCAUUAUUUUUGAUUUAAUUUGAUUAAAACAUUUCACUAACUCCCCUGCCCGCACAGCUACCCCCCUUUGCAACAGGAAUAGGUACUAACUAUUAGGUUUAGUUUUAGGCUAGAGGAUAAUGUUAACAAUUGUAGAAAAGAAAAUCAAACAAACAACAAGAGUCGCAUACUUCCGAGUCGAGCAUCCGAACAGGAGACAACGUAGCCAUAGAGCCAUUUAGCCGUAGAACCACACAAGAGUGUAAGUGUAAAAAACCAAGCCCUAAAUGUAGUUAAAUUUUAUAGAGCAUUUAGCAUACGAUUUGCCUGUAAAUAAAACAUGAAAGAGGAAGACAGAGAUGCUACCAUUCAAAAAAGAAAAAAACAGAAAUGAUCAAGUCAUAUCAAAAGACAUUAAAAAUGGUACUAAGUUUAUCAGAAAAAAAAACUAACAUAAACAAGGAGUAAAAGAAUAACUAAACAAAAAACUAUUGUAAAAUAUUUAUGAACUUAUGAAUUUAUAUUGUUGUUAGCUCAAAUUUACUUAUUGUAUGUGUACUAUGAUUUGUGGUGGAAAACCCAUCUCCAUGCCGUUUUCUUAUGUAUUUCUGGAUAUUUUUCCGGCUAGCAUAGAUGUUUUGUGAGCCCAAAAGCAGAAGAAGAAGUAAAAAUAACAGACGAGACGAAACGUUGCAGGUAAAUUGCAUUUAAACUCAAUUUUAGUUAUUUAAUCAAACAACAAAAUCAAAAACUCAAAUCAAACAAAGCCGCUAAAGUGCAUAAAUAAAUUUAAUAUCCAAAGAACACACACUCAACCCAGAGAUAUAUGUGUAUGUAUUGUAUAUGUGACAGAAUAAAUAACUAUAAAUAUAAAUGGUGAAAACUGUGUCUAAACAAAUAGAUGCUGGUCAUAGAAAUUGAGUACGAAAUCAAAUCAGAUAAUAAAUCCAAUCCCCCAA